AUGGUUAGAGUUUUGCGCGACAAUGAGCCAAUUUGGAUUUCGAAAAUAAAUAGAAGAAUGAGGUAAGUUAGCGGAAACCUUUUACAAACUCAAAUAAUAUCAAUAUUGAUUUUAGUUUCAACAAAUUUCGCGAAAAUGCCAGUCAUUUUCGAUCAAUUGGUCAAGAUUUCAGUCGUGUUUUGAAAUAUAUCAAUGAAGUGAAAGAGGUUUAUGAAGUGACAAUUGAAACGUGGUCAAAAGGGAGUAUGAAUAUUUGGGUUGCGUCGAAUUAUGUCGAAACAACUGGCGAAAUGUUGGAAAAAUUUUUGGAAACUGAUCAGGUACGAUUUUGAGGGAGGGGAGGGGGGCUAGAGAAACAACAAAACAACAAUACUCCGAUAAUACGUAAGAACGACACGCAAGCGGAAAUUCAAAUUCAGUUUUUUUCUUUUCUUUUUUUUUUAAUUUGUUUUCCAACAAAGAAUUGUCAAAAAAAUAUUUUUAGAUGGAAGAAUCAACAUUGAUGGAAAAUGAAGUUACAAUUUCGGAUCUUAUUGAAAUUGGAACUCGAAGUGAUGAAGAUGGCGAAGAAAAUGAUAGUGAUAACGAAGAAGAAGAAGAAAAAGAAAUCGAUUCAGAUUUGGAUGACUCGUGGUUUUCGGACGAAGCAUAG
Caenorhabditis angaria is the source of this 652-nucleotide messenger RNA. Lineage: Eukaryota; Metazoa; Nematoda; Chromadorea; Rhabditida; Rhabditidae. The record is from the annotation of a GenBank genome assembly.